AUGAAAUUUGCAGCGGCGAAACUUGGUGAGGUAUGUUACGAGCACGCUCACUGCCGUCUCUGGGAUCCCGAGUCGCACUGCGACUUUCUCAUUCCGGAUUUAUUUGGUCGCUGCCAAUGCACCGCUCCGAUGCGUCGCGAGGGCAACGUGUGCCGUCCUGACAGUCUCGUGAGGCCCGCACCGCUUCCGGCGCAUCUACCUCCUACUCGGGAACCGAUAAUAGAAGACGUCACUGAGAGCGGACGCGAUAAGGAAACUGUCGCUGAAGAACAGAAAGGCGAUACCGAAGGAGAACAAGACACAGGUGUUCAAAUAUCUUGGUUAAAGAACGCAACGAUGCUUUUGUCGACGGAACCUCCCAGUCAAUUGAUACCGGUGAAUCUGGUGACGAGGCCGUCAUUGAACUUGAGACCCGGCUCCAACAAUCGUCCCGGACCAAACGAGCUUCCCGACGAUGAUGAUGCUGUCGUUAUCGAGGCGGAAGUUACUGAACUCGUUCACGUUACGACGACCUCGACAACUUCCGCGCCAAUAAAGACAGACCGUCACGAGAGCACGAUAAUGACAGCUGUCAGCCUGGGGCUGCCAUGCAUCGCCGAUCUGGAGUGCCGUAUGGCCGAUCCGAUGUCGCGAUGCAUCGGCGGCGUGUGCGACUGCGGCUUUCCGACGAACGGCAGUUAUUGCAACGCGCGGCGGACUGGCUGCGCGCCGGGCACGUUUCAGUGCCGGUCGUCCGGAAGCUGCAUCAGCUGGUUCUUCGUCUGCGAUGGCCGCGCCGAUUGCGCCGAUGGAUCCGACGAGGAGUGCACCGGUCCACGCUGCCCGGCGCAGGCAUUCAGAUGCAACGACAGUAACGUCUGCAUAUCGAGGUCCGGGCUGUGCGACGGCAACCGCGAUUGUCCUCGCGGCGAGGAUGAGAUCGGCUGUAACAAUCGGCGAAAAUGUCCCGAGGGUGCGUUCAGAUGCAACAACGGUCAGUGCCUGCCGGCGUACGAAUUUUGCAACGCGGUGGUCUCCUGCAGGGACGGCAGCGAUGAGCCCAGGGGAGCGUGCAGGACGCGCAAUCGCGGCCGAAUCACCGCGAGAUACUGCCCGUUUAGAUGCGACAACGGAAGGUGUCGUUCCGACGCGAUAACUUGCAGCGGCCGGGACGGGUGUGGCGAUGGUUCCGACGAAAAGCGCUGCAGCGUCUGCA
Wasmannia auropunctata (little fire ant) is the source of this 1195-nucleotide messenger RNA. RefSeq names its product low-density lipoprotein receptor-related protein 2-like. The transcript has 4 exons. NCBI's taxonomy places the organism in Eukaryota, Metazoa, Arthropoda, Insecta, Hymenoptera, Formicidae. The record is from RefSeq and is a predicted model, not a curated record. The annotation marks the transcript as partial. Gene Ontology annotation, molecular function: protein binding.